AUGCGUCUCGCCCCAAUUCUCCUCUCACUGGCGACAGUGUCACUGGCUGCCCCAGCGAACUUUUUCGACAAUGCCUACGACUUCUCGGAUGAGCUCUCCGACUUUUAUUCCAAAGUCAGCCAGUAUAUCAGCCGCGUGAGGAAAAGCUCGACUCCAUCAGCAACAUGUGAUAUAUCCAAGAUCAAAUUGCCCGCAUUCGCCUCGGGCCUACCGGCUCCCAAUGAGACAGUUCCAAUAUAUGUGGCACUGGGACGGGGAACACAGAACUAUACCUGUGCCGACUCUACAUCUGCGUCUACUCCCAAGGCUAUCGGUGCCGUCGCCAACCUGUACAAUGCGACAUGUUUGGCUGCCAACUACCCCGAUCUUCUGGAGUUGCUCCCCAACAUUGCCCUCAGUAUUUCCCUGCCUACCAACGAGUAUGCGACUUUCCCACCCGCCAACCUCGGACUGAUGGGCCAUCAUUUCUUCACUGGUACCAUUCCCGAGUUCAACCUCGACCUCACAGCCACCAAGCAGUUCGGCAUUGCCAUGACCAAGAAGGGUGGCCAGAUUAAUGCUCCCACAACUGCUGUCAAGGGCGAAUAUGGUGCGGUGCCUUGGCUGUACCUGUCGACAAUUGAUGGCACUGUUGGCAAGUACAAGGGCGUCUACCGUGUGGACACAGCUUCGGGCUCUCCACCUGACACUUGCGAGAAGAUGCCAUCUUCAUUUCAAAUCCAGUACUCUGCGAACUACUACUUCUUUGGGAAUUAG
Messenger RNA from Penicillium subrubescens, 756 nucleotides. RefSeq lists its product as uncharacterized. The coding region runs from base 1 to 756 and encodes 251 amino acids. Lineage: Eukaryota; Fungi; Ascomycota; Eurotiomycetes; Eurotiales; Aspergillaceae. The record is from RefSeq and is a predicted model, not a curated record. The transcript is spliced from 2 exons.